This is a messenger RNA of Parnassius mnemosyne (clouded apollo), 1224 nucleotides long. The record is from the annotation of a GenBank genome assembly. NCBI's taxonomy places the organism in Eukaryota, Metazoa, Arthropoda, Insecta, Lepidoptera, Papilionidae.
ACUUGCACAACUAACAUCACAAUCAUCGCAUUAUCAUUUUUUAUUGUUGUUGUAUUGUUUGAUAUUUAAAUUUUUCAUUUCUCUAUCCCAGAGUACUCUUUCUCAAUGUGAACAUUGUAAAUUAUAUCUGUGAUGUAAUUUUCCAACUAGUUUUGUUCGUUUCGUACAUUUUUAGUAAACUUAUCUGUGUUUGGUCUUGUUCUCGUUUCUCAGUACCGACUAAUAUUUAUAUUGUUUUUCUGUUUGUACAGCACAAAGUGCUGCUAUUUGUGCUGUGCUACGCUCACGGCAGCAACAAAUUCAAAUACCUAAGAAGCAAUCAGUUUUCGUUUCAGUUUGUCUACCAAUUGUCAUUUCUGUAUCUAAAUUUCAAAAUGUGGAAUGAUCAAUCAGUUGUAGGUGGUGGCUUUUUUAAUUCAACCAAUCAAUUUGGAAAUGCUAAUACUCCUAAUCAAGCCCAAAAAACGGGUCGAAGAACUUCACGUACUGCACCAAUUGUUAUCAGACAGGCCUUACAUUCUGGAGAUGGUGAUAUCACAAUUUGGGGAACUGAAAUUAUGAUAGUAUCUAUUGUUGCCAGAGUGAGAAAUGUCCGCAUACAGAGUACAAAAAUUACAUACACAAUUCAAGAUAUUACAGGGAGGAUGCGAGCAGUGUUUUGGUUGGAUCAAGAAGCUAUGGAGGAAGAUGAUAAAUCCACUCCAAAAGUGCAAGUGAAUGAUUAUAUUCAGAUUUAUGGAAAUGUAAAAACUAAUAAAGGCAAGAAAGUGUUGAUGGCAUUUAAAAUUAUGCCUGUAACUGAUGUAAAUGCUAUUACGUUCCAUUAUUUACAGUGCAUAAAUAAUAAACUGAAAAUGGAAGCAGAUUCUAAGAAGGAAAAGGUGAAUAUUAAUCCUACAUCAUCAGCAACACUACCAGCUAACUCAAUGGUUGGUAUGAAUGAUAACACUUCAAUUAAUGGAUUAAAUCCACGUCAAAUGAUGGUGUUCAAUUUGAUUCGUGCUUCAACUCUUGAACAAGGCAUAAGUAAACAAGAUAUGUAUGCUACACUAAAGGACCGCAUGUCACAAAUGGAAUUUGAAAAUAUAUUGGAGUGGAUGUGUGGUGAAGGACACAUAUAUUCAACAAUUGAUGAAGAACAUUUCCGUGCUACUGAUGCUUUUUAAUGUAAAUUUUAAAUUAAGAAAUAUCUAUAGAUACUUUUUUAAUAAAACAUUGAAAGUA